CCCCGGUGGCAGCCGGGGCCGUGGGCAGGGCUCUCCACAAGCAGAAAAAAAUUGGUGGCGAGUCCAGGAGCCCCAUGGAGAGCGGCGUGUGCCACGUCCUGCCCUGGCGCUGCUCCCGGUGCCCAGCCCCUGCCACCUUGGGGGUCCUGGGCUGGAGGGGCUCCGUGCUCAGUCCAGCUCCGUGUUCCAGGUCUGCCAGCACAGGGCAGGGCCUCCCUGCCGUCCCCAGGGGCGGGGGAGGGAAGGAUUUAAAUUGGGCACCUGCCUCCUCUGCUCACCUGGCUGGGAGUUGGUGGGAGGAGGAGGAGGAGCAGCGGAGCCUGCCGGCAUCCAGCCGCUCCGGAUACACGGCCAGGGACAGGACAGAGCCCACCUGGGGGUCACCGAGGCCACCACAGAGGACCUGCACGGGGAGCGAGGACCUCACCUCUAUCCCAAACUCCAGCGCGGGGAGGCGGCGGCUGCUGAAACUCCCGGGAUCGGUGAGCAGGAGAUCUCCAGGCAGAGCUUGGUCCUUUUUGGGAAGGGACAAAGUGACCGAGUAGCAGCAGGGCUGGCUGGAGCUGCUGCUCUGUGUGAUAUGUUUUGUGUCGCCAAUGCUUCAGCCGAGCUGGGAUGUGGGAGGGGAACAGCGGGAGCUGCGGGACCCGCCGGAGCCUGCCGGCACCCGGGGCCGGAGCCUGGAGCAGUGGGAUUCGCUGGGAUCCAGGGGCUGGCACGGUGGGAAUCGCUGGGAUCCAGGGACUGGCACGGUGGGAAUCGCUGGAAUCCAGGGCUGGAGGCUGUGGCUGGCACGGUGGGGCUCACUGGGAUCCAGGGAUUGGCACGGUGGGGCUCACUGGGACUGUGGGACCAGGGCCCGUGGCCGGAGCAGUGGGACUCGCUGGGAUCCAGGGGCUGGAGCGGUGGGAAUCGCUGGGAUCCAGGGACUGGCACGGUGGGGCUCACUGGGAUCCAGGGACUGGCACGGUGGGGCUCACUGGGAUCCAGGGACUGGCACGGUGAGGCUCACUGGGAUCCAGGGGCUGGAGGCUGUACCUGGCACGGUGAGGCUCACUGGGAUCCAGGGACUGGCACGGGGGGGCUCACUGGGAUCCAGGGACUGGCACGGUGGGAAUCACUGGGAUCCAGGGACUGGCACGGUGGGGCUCACUGGGAUCCAGGGACUGGCACGGUGGGGCUCACUGGGAUCCAGGGACUGGCACGGUGGGAAUCGCUGGGAUCCAGGGACUGGCACGGUGGGAAUCGCUGGGAUCCAGGGGCUGGAGGCUGUACCUGGCACGGUGAGGCUCACUGGGAUCCAGGGACUGGCACGGUGGGGCUCACUGGGAUCCAGGGACUGGCACGGUGGGAAUCGCUGGGAUCCAGGGACUGGCACGGUGGGGCUCACUGGGAUCCAGGGACUGGCACGGUGGGGCUCACUGGGAUCCAGGGACUGGCACGGUGGGAAUCGCUGGGAUCCAGGGGCUGGAGGCUGUACCUGGCACGGUGAGGCUCACUGGGAUCCAGGGACUGGCACGGUGGGGCUCACUGGGAUCCAGGGACUGGCACGGUGGGGCUCGCUGGGACUGCGGAGCAGUGUCUGGAGCAGUGGGGCUUGGCCAGGAGCCCGGCGAGGAGGCGGCAGGCGGGUGCUGGGCUGGGGGGACAGGACUGGUGUCCAGUCUGGACUGGAUUGGACUGGACUGGUGUGA
This is a messenger RNA of Vidua chalybeata, 1694 nucleotides long. RefSeq names its product collagen alpha-2(I) chain-like. The record is from RefSeq and is a predicted model, not a curated record. The coding region runs from base 597 to 1694 and encodes 365 amino acids. The transcript is spliced from 2 exons. NCBI's taxonomy places the organism in Eukaryota, Metazoa, Chordata, Aves, Passeriformes, Viduidae.